Dentiscutata heterogama is the source of this 341-nucleotide messenger RNA. The record is from the annotation of a GenBank genome assembly. NCBI's taxonomy places the organism in Eukaryota, Fungi, Glomeromycota, Glomeromycetes, Diversisporales, Gigasporaceae.
UGGGUUCUGAAAAAAUAUCACCAAUUAUACUUCUUGAUCUUGCCUUAGCCAUUUCUGUAUUUGCUUUUCUAGUCACAGAUAGAGGAGGAAUUAAUAACCUUGCUUUUGAUUUAUUAGAUUGUUAUUUUUCAUCAUCAAUAUAUAAAGAAGUUAAAGAAGAUUCAGGAGUAGUUGGUGCAGUAAUUGAAGAAAUAGAAAAUUCACUCAAUGUAAUAGAUACACUAUUAUUAUGUUGUGCUGUAGAGUUACUCUUAUCUAUAAUAAGUGAUGAUCUACAAGAUGCAAACCCUUUAUUAUCAAUAAAUUUACUUAUCCUGUGGGAAUUUGUUAUUCCAAAAUAA